CACGGCAGACGGCGGAUGGUCGGCCGCAAUUUGCGCGCUCAGUUCGAUCGAGGCAUUUGGAACGAGAUGCGAUUGCUGCUGCUGCUGCCGGCUGCCGGGUUGUUCCUGCUGUUGCUGCUGCUCCGACUGCCCCUGCCCGGGGACGGUGCGGGUCGUGUGAUAUACUUUAACCAGCUGAAAGAGAACCAGACGCUCCAAGCCAAAAAGAAUGCGACGGACAGGCUGGGCAAGGGCAUGCUCUUCGAUGUGGGACGUGGCCACUGUCAUCGCGGCUACAUGCACGAUCAUCAUGGCCGUUGUCGUAGGAUUGUCUAGGCCUGGCCCAGCCAUCCGCAAUCCUCCAAUCAGUGAUGUCUACGCUUAAUAUUUGUUUUUUGUUGUGAUUUUUUUUGUUUGUGUAGAGAAUAAAAUUGAAACUAAAUUGUCUGCAGAUAAAAAA
Messenger RNA from Drosophila guanche, 439 nucleotides. RefSeq lists its product as uncharacterized. The coding region runs from base 16 to 315 and encodes 99 amino acids. The transcript is spliced from 2 exons. Lineage: Eukaryota; Metazoa; Arthropoda; Insecta; Diptera; Drosophilidae. The record is from RefSeq and is a predicted model, not a curated record.